Chenopodium quinoa (quinoa) is the source of this 2130-nucleotide messenger RNA. RefSeq lists its product as uncharacterized. Lineage: Eukaryota; Viridiplantae; Streptophyta; Magnoliopsida; Caryophyllales; Amaranthaceae. Bases 1 to 2130 code for a protein of 709 amino acids. The transcript has 6 exons. The record is from RefSeq and is a predicted model, not a curated record.
AUGGUAAAUACUUCUCUCGGGUUUAAGGAGAAUUCUGUAAUGAAUAUUGCUGGGUUUUUUGUGAAUAGAAGGGUGAUAAAUAGGGUCUAUUCUAUUCAGAAUCAGAAUGGAGAGAUGAUUAGUGAUCCUAGAAUGAUUGCUAAAACGUUUAUCUCUUACUACCAGAAUUUACUAGGAAGUGAUGAUGGGGAAGCUAUGGACAUUCAUUCUGAAGUGAUCUGUGAUGGUAAGGUUUUGACUGAAAACCAGAAACAUGUUGUUUGUAGAUCUUUUACUGAGAAUGAUGUGAGGAAUGCUCUUUGGGACAUUGAUGAAAAUAAGUCACUUGCUUCUGAUGGGUAUACUAGUAGCUUUUUUAAGAAAGCCUUGGACAUAGUCAAGACUGAUGUGUGUGGAGCUAUGAUUUGCACUAGACUAAAGGAAAUCCUUCCUGAUAUCAUUAGUGAAGAGCAAGGUGCCUUUGUUUCUGGUAGGGCUAUCAUUGAUAACAUCAUGAUUUGUCAGGACCUCCUUAAAGAUUAUAAAAAUCAGAGAAAGCCUCCUAGAUGUACAAUACAGGUGGAUAUCAAGAAGGCUUAUGAUUCCUUGAAAUGGAAAUUUAUUAAGAGAAUGUUAAAGGCUCUUAGUUUCCCUCCUCAGUUUGUUGGAGUAUUGACCAGAUUAUUCAAGAAGAUUGGGCAGAAAAGGAGCUUCAAGUUUCAUCACAGAUGCAAUCCUCUAAAAUUAAAUCAUUUGAUCUUUGCUGAUGAUUUGAUGUUGUUCUCUUAUGGUAACAAGGCCUCUGUGUCUUUAUUAGUUAGAGCUUUAAAGACUUUUCACAUGGUUUCAGGUCUUCAGGCAAAUGAGGAUAAAACAUCCAUCUAUUUUGGGAAUGUGAGUGAGGAUGUAAAGCAGGAGAUUCUGUUUUCUUCUGGAUUUGUUGAAGGAGAUUUUCCUUUCAAGUAUUUAGGAAUCCCUUUAAAUUCCAGAUAUCUAAGAGCUAGUGACUUCGAUGUACUCACAGAUAAAAUUAUGGCUAGUGUUACUUGUUGGUCAAGUAGGAAUCUGUCAUAUGCUGGCAGAGUGGUGCUCAUAAAUUCAAUUUUGAUUAGUUUUUACUCCUACUGGGCUCAGUGUGUUCUCAUGCCUAAAAGUGUAUUAGAUAGGAUUAAUCAACUAUGUCGGGCUUAUUUGUGGGAUGGGAACAUUUCUCUAUCCAAAGCUCCUCCUAUAUCCUGGGAUUGGGUUUGUAAACCUAGAAAGGUGGGUGGUAUGGGAAUUAGGAACUGCAGUGCUUGGAAUAAAGCAGCCCUGGGCAAGUAUGUUUGGAAGGUAGCUUGUAAAAAAGACUCUUUGUGGGUUGAAUGGGUGCACUCAGUCUAUGUUAAGCAUAAAGAUUGGUGGCAUUAUAUUCCAGGCAAAAGGGUAAGCAGGGCAUGGAAGAAAAUCUGCAGGGUUAAAGAGGAAAUGAUGACUGGUUUCAUUAGUAAUAGGUGGACAGAAGGUACUUAUACUAUUGUUGAAGGAUACAGCUGGAUUCUUGGAAGCAUGCUUACAGUCAGCUGGAAAAAUUGGAUUUGGAAUAAGUUCAAUAUUCCAAAACACACGUUUAUUGCUUGGUUAGCUGCCCAAGAUAGACUCAGACUGAGAAUUAAACUGUAUAGUAUUGGAGUGAGUGAGAGUAAGCAGUGCUUACUGUGUGGCAUAGCUCCUGAAUCCUUACAACACUUAGAUGAAGAUGGUGCUGGGUCUGAGGUUAGUUGGCUAGAAGGUGAUGGAGUUCAGGAUGAUCCCUCACGAAGAGUCAGUCAAGAAGAUAAGGAGCUUCAUUCAACUCAGUUCAAUCAGUGGCUACAGGUAAUACACCACAAUUCCCCUGUUACCUGUGAUGCGGUUAAUGGAACAGUAAAUAAUGGGAUUUCAAAUGACCAAUCGGAAUCGAUAAACCCGAAUCCAUUGAUGAUGGGCCGCUUAAUUCAAGGGGAAGAGAAUAAUAGGAGAUGGAGUACGUUAUUCAGGAACACAAGGGAUGAGGGUCUUGAUUUGACUAGUGACGAUCUUGAUGCCCAACCUGGAGAUGCUUGUGGUCUAGGUGAUUCUGGAAAGAUGCAGAUUACUGCUGAGGAUGUGGAUCCACAUAUUCAAUUUUAG